Messenger RNA from Penicillium brevicompactum, 1320 nucleotides. It is a transcript of the gene ppe1, whose product is annotated as putative ribosomal protein/carboxylic ester hydrolase (Ppe1). The annotation marks the transcript as partial. The record is from RefSeq and is a predicted model, not a curated record. The transcript has 4 exons. NCBI's taxonomy places the organism in Eukaryota, Fungi, Ascomycota, Eurotiomycetes, Eurotiales, Aspergillaceae. Gene Ontology annotation, molecular function: protein methylesterase activity. Gene Ontology annotation, biological process: protein demethylation.
UAUCCACUUGAGAUGAGCGACCUCCAGAAAUCUUUCGCCAAGUCAAAAUUGGCCAAAUUCCCACCUGAAGCUCCCAUGGAAGAACCUAUGAUUGAAGAGGCCUGGGAGUCAGGGUCCUCGGCAUCGUCGGUCUCAUCUACUGGGACAGCGGUACCAUCUCCCACCCGUCAACUGUUUGCGCGGGCUGGUCGACGGCAAUCCUCGCAAACUUCUCUCCAAUGGACAGGCUUCUUUGAACAAGAGCUCUUCCUCCCGGAUGACGUUGGGAACCUCCGCAUUGUCCACCACAUUUAUUUGACACCUCCUGUCGAUAAAGCCCCGCUCUUUGUUAUGCACCAUGGAGCAGGGUCAUCGGGAUUGUCAUUUGCCACGUGCGCAGAUGAGAUACGCAAAAUCCUUCCAAAGGCAGGCAUCCUGUCUUUGGAUGCACGAAGUCACGGCCGCACGGUCAUGACCACCCAGGACACGGAUACUAAGGCUAAUGACGAAAGCCCAUCCACUGCCGAUGCUGCGCAGACCGAGGCUGCUGGGAAGGUAGAACUAGAUCUCAGCCUUGAGACGCUGAGCCGGGACCUGGUUUACGUCAUUCGUCAAACGCAGACUCGAAUGGGAUGGCAAGAUCUUCCUGAUAUCAUUCUCGUGGGACACAGCCUAGGCGGUGCAGUAAUAACAGACGUUGCAAAGAAUGGGGAGCUGGGUCCGAAGCUGCUGGCGUACGCGGUUUUGGAUGUGGUUGAAGGUAUAAUUGCCCCCUCCCUACUCUUCUUCUUUUUGUGGCCUCAGUCACUUACCGGACUAUCAAUAGGUUCUGCAAUAGACGCAUUGCAGAGUAUGGACAUGUAUCUUUCAACAAGGCCAAACCGGUUUCCAUCGCUUCAAUCGGGAAUUGAAUGGCACACUCGCUCUCGCACAAUCCGCAACACUACCUCCGCUCGUGCUUCAGUCCCAUCACUCCUAUAUGAAGAGAGCACCGCUACUGAUUUAUCCCGCCCUUGGGUAUGGCGCACCAACCUCUCCGCCACGAAGCCUUUCUGGGAGAACUGGUUUGUUGGCUUGAGUCGGAAGUUCCUUGAUGCACGAGGCGGCAAGCUGCUUUUACUCGCCGGGACAGAUCGUCUCGAUAAAGAAUUAAUGAUCGGCCAAAUGCAAGGAAAAUAUCAACUUCAGGUCUUUCCUGAAGCAGGACACUUUGUCCACGAAGACCAGCCUACAAAAACCGCACAGAUCUUGGCAGACUUCUACCGUCGAAAUGACCGCAGUGCAUUGGUGCUGCCGCCCAAGGUUGCUGAUAUGCAAGCAUCUGCUGCUAUGAAAAAGUGA